This is a messenger RNA of Dermatophagoides farinae (American house dust mite), 1283 nucleotides long. Its product is annotated as transcription initiation factor IIB. Gene Ontology annotation, biological process: transcription preinitiation complex assembly; transcription initiation at RNA polymerase II promoter. NCBI's taxonomy places the organism in Eukaryota, Metazoa, Arthropoda, Arachnida, Sarcoptiformes, Pyroglyphidae. Gene Ontology annotation, molecular function: RNA polymerase II general transcription initiation factor activity; TBP-class protein binding. The record is from RefSeq and is a predicted model, not a curated record. Gene Ontology annotation, cellular component: nucleus; transcription preinitiation complex.
ACAACAAAAACAAUAAUAAAUUAGAAUUUGACAUUCGAAUAUUCGAUUCGAUUGAAAUGUAAAUAACCGAAUCGAUAGAAAUAGGAAAUUCAAUUGGUAUAGUGGGAAUAGUUUGUUUUUUUUUGUUUUUUUUUGUUUUCGUUUGUAAUACAGGAAAAGAAAAAUGACAAGCAAUAAUAAUAAUGGUGGUCAUUGUAGUAAACAAUUGAUAAAAUGUGAAUAUUGUCCCGAACAAACACCAUUGAUUGAAGAUUAUCAUGCUGGUGAUAUGAUAUGUUCUGGUUGUGGUCUUGUUAUUGGUGAUCGUAUUAUCGAUGUUGGUGCUGAAUGGCGAAAAUUUUCCAAUGAUCAAGUGAAUAAAUCACGUGUUGGAUCAUUAGAUAGUGAACUAUAUGAAUCGAUGAAUUUAUCAACAUUUAUAUCGAAUCGUCCUAGUUGUACAUCACAUCAACAAAAUACUAAAAAUGAUUUGAAUGAUGAUCAAUCCACUGAUGGACAAUUCAUAGAAAAUCCUUAUAUACGUCGUGAUCCAACAAGGCCAUAUUAUAAUAAAAAAUAUUUAAACAAUAAUCAACGUGCUAUAAUUGUCGGUUUUAAAGAUAUUGCCGAAAUGGCUGAAAAACUACAGACAACACGUCCGGUGAUUGAAAGUGCACAAAUGUUAUUCAAACAAAUGAAAACUAAUUUGAAUAUAUUUAAAUCCUGUAACAUACAUAUGCCAUUAGCAUCGGCAUGUUUAUAUGUUGCAUACAGGAAUCAGAAUGUACCACGAACAUUUAAAGAAAUCUGUGCCGUUUCUAAAGCAACUAAACGUGAAAUAGCUAAAUGUUAUAAAAUUAUAUCGAGAGAAAUUGGCCAAACAAUUUUACAGGCAUCGGUUAUUGAUUAUAUUCCACGUUUUGUAGCACAUUUAGGUCUUUCGAAUAGGAUUGAAAAAUGUGCAAAAGAAUUUAUACCGAAUAUUGAAUCAAUUUUAUCCGGUCGUAAUCCAAGCACAAUUGCAUCAUUGGCCAUUUUGUUUGCAAUUAUAGUGACCGGAACAAGUAUAGAACAGAAUCAAACAAUGGCGAAAACAAGAACCACCGUUUCGACAGAAAAUAACAACAAUAGUAAUGAUUGUAAAUGUUGUACCGGAAAAAUGACACAAACAAUUCGUAGAAUAUCAGAGGUAACCGGUGCAGCGGAAACAACCAUUAAAGAAGUUUAUCAUAUUGCUAAGAAUAAUAAAUAUAAGGAAUUAUUUCCCGAUGUUUUUAAUUCACAAGAAUCGAAAUAAAUAUUAA